GAGGUUUUUGCAGAUCUGCUCUAAUUGAAUCCAUUGAAUCGCUCUCGCCUCGAAUUGACUGUGCAGUGCAACAAUGGCGUUCCCUCCGCGGUUCCCAAUGCCGCCAUUUGGCUUUCCACCGCAACCGCAGAUCUUCUUUAACCCGAUCGGAAGGGGAUAUAUCCCUCCUCAGAUUCAGAUUGCUCCAGUGAAGCAGAAACCGGUGACUACUGUGUUUGUUGGAAAUAUAUCAGAAAAAUGUAGUAAUGAUUUCAUGCAGCAGAUGUUACAGGAGUGUGGAACCGUAACAACAUGGAAACGAAUACAAGGAUCCAACGGCAAAUUUCAAGCGUUUGGAUUUUGCGACUUCGAGGAGCCACUCGGCACAUUGAGAGCCUUGCGAGUUCUCAACGACUUUCAAAUAGGCGACAAAAAGCUGGUCGUAAAAGCAGAGCCUAAAGUACGAGAAGAAUUGCGCUCUUGGGCCAUACAACAUCGAAAAGACAUUGGCAAGCCAGAACUGCAGCUUAAAGAAGAUGAAUUGCCGGCUGAUGAAGAUGACUUGAGAAAGGAUGAAGAAGUCAGGCUGAAAAUUCUGAAUUGGAUCGAUACAGAUCAUCCACAACUUGUUACCUUGGCUGAAGAUGGAGAGCUGUCAGAGAAGGAAGGAAAGGAUGCUAAGAAGGAGAAAGAGAAAAAGAAAGAAGAGAAGAAACGCGAGGAGACCGCGGAAAGUAAAAAGGAAGCGGAGAGAGAACGACGACAUCGAUCACGACAUAGAUCACGUUCCGAAUCGCGUUCACAUUCACGAAAUGAUAGACGAUCGUCGCGACGCAGCAAAUCGCCAAAACAUAAACGAAGACGUCGUUCUGCAUCUUAUUCGGGUUCAUCUGAAAGCAGUAGCUCUAGCGAGUCAUCUGAAUCCCGCAGUCGAUCGAGGUCUCGUACUCCUAAGAGAAAACGGGAAAGAGAACGGUCGCUUAGCAGAAGCUCUGAGGAUAGCGAGGAAGCCCGUGAAAGGCGUAAUUUGAAGAAACAAAUCAAAGAAAAAGAGCAGGCUUAUGUGGCUCGUUUGACAAAAUGGGAAGCCCGUGAGCGGCAAAAAGCUAAGCAAUAUGAGAGGGAAGAACGAAGGGAGAAGGACAGAAGACGGGAUAUCCUGAAAGAGGCGAAAAAACUAAAGCAUUUCUUGGAAGAUUAUGAUGAUGAGAAGGAUGAUCCAAAGUACUAUAAGAGCUCAUCUCUGUUCCAACGUAAGCGAGACUUUGAACGCGAGCGUGAAGCCGACUCCAAGGAUAGGCUCAGAGAACAGCAAGAAAUCGAAGAGUUGCGAAAACAAAUUCUUGCUGAAAACAAGGACAUAAAAGAUGUGGAUGAAGAAGCGCGAAGGAGACAUCUCGAAAAGGAAGAGGAAGCCAUGCGACGCCUACGGGAAGAUAGCGGAAGCCCUAACCCUCAUCAGCCUCUUGGACAAAGAGAUGGUGAUGGUGAUAGUUCGAGUAGUAGCGAUGAAAGUGAAGAAGAUGAAGAGGAAGGAAAGUCUGAUGUUGAUGGAAAGUCGGUUGCCGAUGAUGACCGGGAUGAUGCCGAUACUAAAACGCCCAAAAGCGAUGCUCCAGCUCCUACAACUAGUCAUGAAGAUCGAUGGAAGAGCGUCGACGUUACCUCCCAAUCUACACCUCUCAGUAUAGCAUCGCCAACGAUAACUAUGAAAGGAGCAACUUCUAGUACAUCAUUGCAUACCUUGCCACGCCCUGAGCUCAGUGCCAAACUUAAUGGAGUUUUUGGAGUUGAUGAUGAUGAAGAAGAGGGAGUUGCUCGUAAACAUAUGCGUCCAUUCGAAAUUACGCAAGAAGACCGAAUGGAAACAUUGACAACAGAUGAAAAGAAGCGUAUGGUAAAGGAUCUCAUCAAUAACAUUCCUACAACUAAAGAUGAAUUGUUUGCGCAUACUAUCGACUGGCGAUUUGUUGAUCGAUCUCUUAUUGAACAAAGAGUUCGUCCAUGGGUAGCGAAGAAAAUCCUUGAGUUUUUGGGGGAAGAGGAAAGCGCACUUGUUGAUUUUGUUUGUGAAAAAGUAGCGACGAAGACGCCACCGGAUCGAAUUCUCAGUGAUAUCGCGAUGAUCCUCGACGAGGAUGCCGAAGUGUUCGUCGUCAAAAUGUGGAGGCUUUUGAUUUAUGAGAGUGAAGCAAAGAAACUUGGCCUUGUGGUCCCUCGAAGUAAUCAGUAGGCUUUUGAUUGAUCCGAUUAGCUCUUAUGUGACAUGCCGUUGAAUUGUUUAUUAUCGUGUUAAAUGUAUUGCAGGUCUUUGAUUACAAUGAGUUAAUAUAUACAAAUAAUUUAAGAUUUUUCUUUUGUAUGAAACUUUGUGUUCAGCAUAUGCAUUCGUCCCUCUUUCUUUCAUUAUGUGGUUGAGCCAAAGUGGGUUUGUACUCGUUUGUGUUUGAUUUGAAUUUUUUGUUAACCUCAGCAUGAUGUGCAGUCGUUUUGUCAGCAGAAUUCUCUCCCCAUUGUUCCGACUAGAAAUCGUUUUGAUUGGUUGAGAUGAUGUUGUUACGGCGUAAUAAUGCCAAUAAGCUCGUACAAUGUAGUCAAGGACAGAAAUGUGACGCAUAGGGGUUGCUAGCUAUGUCACAUCCUAUCCUAUGUUUUGUU
Messenger RNA from Cylicocyclus nassatus, 2637 nucleotides. The record is from the annotation of a GenBank genome assembly. Lineage: Eukaryota; Metazoa; Nematoda; Chromadorea; Rhabditida; Strongylidae.